AUGCUGGAGGCGCAGCCCAUCGAGGAGAAGAAGGGGGAGGCACAAACCAUUUCCAAGUAUUUACGAAGUCUUUACGGAAAUGGCGUGGCAAACAAGAAGGAUGUGAUGAAGCAUUUGAGGAGGAGGCUGUACGAUGACCCCAAGGUGGAAGAAAUUUACAGAAAGUUGAAGGAAAUUCAUGGAAAUAGCGGUAUUUGCACAGAACAAUGGAAGGAAGGCAGUUUCGCAUUCAAGUGUUACAACUGUGAAGGAGACCCAACCUGUGCCAUUUGCGCAAAGUGCUUUUUUGCAUCCAAUCAUAGGAAUCACGUAUACAGACUUACACACACAAGUGGAGGAUGUUGUGACUGUGGGGAUACGUCAUGGAAUAUAAAGGGAGCUUGUUUUGACCACCGAGGGAUGGAAGAGCAACACCUGGUCGACAAGUGCAUAUUAAAAGAGGACGUAAAAAACAGGAUGAAGGAGGACUUAGAAAAUCUAGUAGGAUCGUUAUUUAAAGAAAUAAUUCUAAAGGAUGGAUACUUCCUCUCGCUAGCCAAUGCGCAGUAUAUAGAAUAUGCGUUGGAGUUUUUCAAAGAUUUAGGUAUAACUAGUUACCUCUUCAGACAGAUCAUUUGCAACGUAUUAACAGGAGCGAAGAUUGAUUACCUGAUCAACCUGCAUUACUCCUUCUACACGGCAGUGCAGAGAGUUCUAUACUCCCUUUACCUGUCCCUUUUUGUGCACCCAUAUUUCAAACAAAGGUUUGCCUUCAAAUUGGCAAAGUAUUACAGUCUGGUGGUUCGUGUUGUAGACAGCAAAUCCUACAACGAUAACAACUACCUGAAUGGACUAACCGUACAAGUGUUGACUGUGCCAGAAAUUGCCUACACCUUAGUGGUGAAUAAUUUUCUGAACGACCUAAUAAAACUGAUCGAGGAGUUCUGCAUAUAUAAUCCAACGACCAGGUGCAUUAUGUUUAAGAACUUGCUACGCUCCGACAUUGAAGUGAUUAUCCGAAUUUGUGUCGACAUGAAAUAUCUACUCUACCACAACGAUGUGAUCAAGGUUCUUCUUUUCAACAAAUAUAUCAUUAGGAAGAUCCUUCACCUACUGUCACUUCUGCAUCGGAUGAACUCACAAAUGAGAUACACCAAGGCGCACAUAAUCUAUGAAGAUCUGUCCAGCUCCUAUGCCAUUACUAUAGAGAAUUACCUCCUUCGUGUCUUCGAACCGUUGGCAAAUUUUUGCAAAAGAGAAGCCAACGCGAAUUUUAGGAACCUCUUCCUACUGUACCAAUUGACCAUAGAGAGCAUUUGCUCUUUGAAUUUGUUUCCCUUCUCGGGGGACUCCUCCUCGGAUGUGGACACUGUUCGCCCUAAGCGAAGGAUCAAACGGGAUCGCCCCUUCUUCAGGGUCAAGAAGUGCAUCCUUUCUGCUUCCCACCGGGUUGGCCCGCAGACCGACGCGCCGGCAGGGAUGCCUAGCACUGCAACGGACAACGUAACGAAUGACCCGACGAACCAUUCUACAAACGAUGCUACAAACGGUGCAACGAAUGACACAACAAACGAUGCUACAAACGACCAGACGAAGGCCAAGCAGGAACAGCCACCGAGACGCGUGAAGCACCUGCGAUCGAUGCACUCUCCGUUGGUCCGCUUCUUCGUGAUGAUCCUAAACUUCGACGUGGUCAAAAAAUGCAUCGACGACGUGUACUGGUACAAGUACAUCUACCUGAGGGGGUUGCGAAGGAAAAAGGACAAAACAGGUAAUUCGUCUUACACACCGCCCAGGAGUGAAGCCGAGCGGACCCACAUCGUGCGUGCCUUCCUGAAAGAUUUCUACUCCGUCGAGCAAACCCCCCCAGAAACGCUCACCAAGAGGAAAGACCUCCAACAAAGGUACGAAGACGACGGGAACAAAAUAAAAAUGCGCAUUUUCCAUCGGAAGCCCUUCCUAAACGAUCUGCAAGAAGUGAAGAACGAAAAAACGAAAGCCUAUCUGGAAGAGAUGAAGGACCUAGAAGACAGAUACUUCAAAUGGGUCAUUCAAACCAUCGACUCGAAGGAGAAGGAAGAGGACGACAAAAUUUUGUACAGAAAAAAUAUUCAAGAGAAGGAAGUUAAAGUGAAGUGCAAGAAUGAUCUUAUCGAAAAAAAAAUAAAAAAAAAAGACAUAGAAUUUAAUGAAUUUUUAGAAAUAAAUUUUCAGCAAAAUAGGAGCGACAUCUACCUGAACCCAUUAUACAUCGACCUAUACAUGAGAGACGUCUUUGAAUUCCUGAACCUUUUCAACUUAAAGCUCUUAAAGUAUAUUCUCUAUGUUAACGUCCACGUGUUGACCUUCAUUUAUGAGAUAAAGUACGGGUAUUGGGUUCGCAAUGGACCACAGAUGACCUUCCAGGUGAACGAAUACGAAACGUCCUUCUUCUUCCAAAGUGACUUAAUAGGAAUCCAGUUUGCCAUGAUCAUGAUGAACCUACUACCCUUAUAUGAAAAGCAGACAGUUAAAAUAGAUAAGGGUACAAAAACUAUGAUGAGGAAAUUGUUCAGUCAGUACAUCGGUUCGGACGGACGUGUUGCCGACGACUCAGUGCUGCAUGGGUUCGUAUCUGGGACGGAUAGCAGCUCCAAGGAAGAGUUAACCAAACCGGGAGAACCGUUCGUGUGUGGUCAUAUAGAGAGGACAAUGGAGCAGGGGGGAAAUCAGCCCGGUGGAAUAUGCAACGAUAUUGCCCACCAUGAUGAGGACCUCCCAACAGAGGAACAGAGCCUAAUAUAUGGAAAGAGGCAGCCGCAGGGAGGAGAGAAAAAGGAAGAAUCCAGCGCAGUAUGUGGAGACGACACAGCGGAAUGUACCUACCGAAGACAGAGUGAUCUUACCAAAGUGGUGAACGAAAAGCAGAGAAUAGACUUCGACUCGGUAUACAGCUUUUUAGGAAGUUACGCGCUUCAACGUGCGGGGGAGGAAUCCUCGGUUGUAGUGAAGGAGGCGGAUGGGAAUAACCCUUCUAACGGUGCCCCCCGCAAGCAAAAAUGGAACGACUACGUGAAGCAAUUCAUGCAGGAAAAGAUAAGUAACCCCUUUGUGAUCCUCUACCAGCUUAUUUUUAAAACGUUUAGACUAAACCUAAACGUGAAAAAUGAGCAGGACAUCUACAUGGAGGUUCAAAUUCAUCACAUGAAAGUGGUGCACCGAAUUUUCGAGGACAUCUACACGGGAAAGUUAAGCAUAGACUCUAGGAGAAUAAAUCACGUGUUCUUUUUUCAACUGUUUUACGACCUGUUGGUGCGGUUAUUCAACGAGCUGUACUACUUCGAGUUUAGUAACAUCCCCAGGAAGACUUCCCAGGAAAAAUAUAAAAAGAGAGGAAAGUACUACGUUAAGAAGAUACUGAUACAGCUGUUGGCUUCGAAGGAUUUUCAGUAUUUCCAACUGGAGGAUGAAUUCCCCAAGCAGUUUAGACACCACCCCAGUUUCUACGAACUGACGAACAAGUAUGGCUACACCACGCACAUGCCCAGAAGCAACGUCAACUUAAUAAAACUGAAUAAGAGCGCUUGGUUCCUGUAUGAUGCUUUUUGGCCCAUUGCAAAUUAUAAGGACUUCCAGUCGGCUAAUGAGAAGUGUAUCAAGGAGGAGAAAGCGUCUUAUAUCGGUUGUUCCAGACAAGAGGACAACGAAUACAUGAACUUUUCCUUCGUAAAGGUGCAGAACCUGCUGUUCUACGCCUUCAAGCGAAGCUGCCUCGUCCCCAUGCUCAUCACCAUUUUUGUUGUCAACGAGGAUUUCCAACGGAGGGCAGAAGCCGCUAGGGGGGAUGAAUCUGAUCAGGGCGGCACGGACCGUGGUGCCGUUGCCACGGUGGACGGGUCAGCCGAAGCUGCAACCCCGCAGCGUAACGAACCGACAGAUGUAAACGUGGCGGCCAAUGCACAGGCGAACGGUGCAUUAAACGAAGGGGAAAACGGAGAGGACGCCCCAAAUGGCGACAAUGACAACAAUGGUGACAAUGACGACAAUGCAGACAGUGAGGAGUUUCCCCCCGGGGCCUUCGUGCUGAACGAGGUCGACCUGUACAAUUUGCUCAGUCAGGGGGAAGGCAACGGCACUGGUGAGGAGGAGCAGGGCAGCGGAGAGGGGGAGGACGAAGAAGCACAGGCAACAUUCCAAGGUGGAGCAUCCCCUGAAGAGGCAUCCCCAGGGGGAGAAGAAAACGGUGUAACCAGCACAAACCCGCAGGAGAAUAAUCCCCCCACUGACAGCAACACCUCCACGACGCGCCGAAACAACAACACCUACAUAAUAGUAGAUGACAACGGAGAGAACGAAACGCUUUUCGCAGAAAUAUUAAUCAGUCGUAAUCUGCACAACUCCAUUAACAUGGAAAUCGUGAACGUAACAGACAGCCACGUAGGGGAAGGACAAACGAACAGAACCUACAGACAACUAAACGCAGAAGGACUUUCCGAGAUAAUUAGCGACAUCAUAAGUGAGAACAAUAUGAUUAAUGACGUGAUUGUAGAAUCCAUUCUAGAGAACAGAUCAGGAAUAAGAUACCUCAACCAGGGGAGGGAUCAGGAAGGAAGAAAUGUGGAUGACAACAUUUCUGUAGAGGACUACACAUCGAAUGAAGAAUUGAAUAUAACCCCUGUCGAAGCGAUGAACCCGUUACAGUUAAACUUGUCUGGUGGGAGAAGGGACAGUGAUCGAAACGGACGUCCACCUGGACGUUCCUUUCCAUCCACCCCGAGUAAUAGUAGCCUAAAUAGUACAAUCGAUAUUUUCAUUAAGCUUAUUAAAUUGCUUAGCAUAAUCAUGGAUGCGGCUCACCCGUUUAAGUACCUGAACGGGUUCUACUACUCCAACUGCACCUCUCUUGGGAGUCACUCAGACGACCAAUCAGAUGGUUACUCGGACGACCAUUCGGACGAUCUUUUGGAUGACCAUUUGGAUGACCAGGCGGGGACAGAAGACAACUGUGAAAAGCGGUUCGAGCAAAGCAGCGACGUUUUGAAUGAGGGUCAUACCCCUGAAGGGGCGAACCCAGAUGAGGAGAAUCCCACUUUGCUAGAAGGCGCAAAAGAGAUGGAAACAAAAAGUGCACCAUAUGGCCAAGUGGCAACAAGAGUAUCCUCCAAAGGGGCCAAUCCUAAUACCGAGCAGAUGCUUAUUUUUGAUGAGAUCCAUGUGCUGAAGAGGGAACGAAGGGGAAAGCGCCGCACAGGUGAAGACACACCGUCGAGUGGGGUAGUCGGCUGUGCAUCUGGUUCAUGUGAUGCAUGUGGUGCCCCCCCAGUAGGAAACGAAUCGAACUCUCAGACGGAGCAAAAGACGGAGAAGAAGAGAACGUACGCGCUGAACAAGGCGGCCGUGCAUAACCUGAUCAGAAGCAUGAGCAACGUCAACUCGAACGAAGACAAAUGUUUCCAAAAAGUGAGGAACACCAUAAUUACCAGGAUGAAGGAGCUCCUAUCUGAGAACUACGAUUGUAAAAAUGUAAGCAGCGGUAAUCAGUUUAUUGAGGUUGCGAAGCAGAGGCAACAGGACCUGCUCAAAAUGAUGCAGGAUCAGCAACUCAAGUUCAGCCAGUUCCUGGAGGAGGAGUUGGACUCGGAUGAAGACAUUUUGGAGGAGGCGGGUGGUGCAUUGACCGACCAAGUGGCAGGCGAGGAGACAAGUGAAGUGACAAGCGGACCUAGUGCAGUCACAGAUGUCACCGCAGUUACCGCCGCUGCAAAGAAGGAAGAGGCAAGAAGCGCCAGGAAAGAGAAAAAACCGGACGACCCGGACGAUGUCGCCAACUGUGAAUACGAAAAGUCGAAGGAGAAGAAUUGCAUCUGUGUACUCUGCAAAGAAGGAAUGACCAGGAACAACUUGCUGGCCUACAUCUGUUUUGCAUCCCACUCGAAUCUGCUAAAAAAAAUUAUAAAAAAAAAUAAAGUUGCCUUUCCAUGUAAACACCCAGCUAUAUACACCUGUGGCCAUUUCAUCCAUAUGACCUGCCUGCACAACACGAAAAUUUUUCCGUCCAGGAAUGCUCAAUCGCAGACUUCCAGUCCAACGAAGUAUGAGUUUACGUGUCCUCUGUGUAGGUCCAUAGCCAACUGCUUCGUGGUUUACAUUCCCAAGCGGUAUGUGUCCCAAGGGGACAGUUACAGGAUUUAUGACUGUUGCGAGCGUGAGUUGCUUCUCGACCAUUCGAAUAGGAACUUGGCUGACUUACUCAGGAGGACGAACAGGGUGGAGGAGCUGCCUGAUGAGCAGCCCGAACCCAAACUCAAAAAUAGAGACGACACGGGAACCUCAACCGGUGUAGAACCCCCCCAUGGAGGCCUGAUCAGCAGUACGGAAGAGCACGAAAUGGAUGACAAUGCGUCUGUCGCAUCGGAGCGAUCCUUCUCCUCGUCGACGUCGGCCAAUGGAGCCCUCGACAGUGACAUCCCGGAAGAGUUCCACUUCAAAUAUAUGCGUAAAGGAAAAAAGAAUAACUCCAAAGAGAAGGCGAAAUAUUUUACAGAAGAGAAGAAAGAGUUUGUCCCGAACAGCUCCAGCCACAACGUCACAUACAACCUGUACGAUGAGAAUAAAGUGGGAGAUAUGUUUAAUGUACGUUUUAAAAAGUUGGUGAGUAGACGGGUUCUAAAUGGGUUCUUGUCAUAUGAAAAUUACGAGCUGAACAAGAAAAUGAUUUUGAGGGAGAUUUACCUCAAUGAGGGUGGCAUGUACGACGAGCUGUACCACAAGGGGGAGGAUUCGCAGCGUUCCUCGUCGGGGGGCACCAACCCAAGUGGGGAAAUCACCCCCACAGGGGAAGUCAUCCCAAGUGAGGAAGUUAUCCCCCCCUUGGGGACCAGCGGAACAGAACUGUACCUGCACAAGAACACACUGAACUAUGGAAACCAGGAGUUCACCUUUUCCUACAAAAACUCCAACUUCUUUUACCGGUACCGAAAUGGGUUCUUGGCCUACUACGUGAGUGUGCCCUUGAAGUAUAUAAAGCAGGUGGAGUUCUUCAUGGUGAGGGAUAAUCACUUAGCUCAGUCGUCGCCAGCCGAAUGCAAGCAAUUUUAUUUCACCGCGAAGAUUGACAAGACGGAGGAGGGGAAGAAGGCAGUGGAAGAUGAAAGUUCCGAAGGGGUGGAUGUGAAAGAAGAACCUGGCACGAAGGAAAACGUAGAGGAGGUCAUCCUAAAUUACCACUUGGAUAGAACUCUCCUAGAUUUUAUAAAAAGUAAUUUAAAAAAUGAGGGAUCGAACAUUGAAGAGGCCAUUCAGAAGUACGAACUGCCGUUGAGUAGUUAUACCUCCUCAUCGAAUGGACAGGUAAACCGUCUGAAGGAGGAGAUGCCAGAUGAUUACAGUGAUCACCAUGAACGUCAGAUGGAGAAAAGACCAAAGAUUGAAUCGGAAGUUACUACAAAUUUGGAUGGCAAGUCGGUGCAUGGUGCUUUAUCAGACUAUGUAGCUUCCGUUGGUGCACCCAGUAGCAAGGUCGACAUGGGUGCUACGAAUGAAGACGAUAAGAAAGGCGAAGCUAAUGGGGAACCGCACACGGGGGAGAUCCCCCCCUCCAGUGAGGCGAAUGUUUCUUCUAAUGUGGAGGAGGAGAUUUCCAGAAGUGUUGACCUCCCGAUUGGUAAGGCACCAGAAUCUGCGCUCGAAUCAAAGGGUGAUGGAAUUGGCUCCACUUUGGGGAAGGAAAGGAAGAAGGAGAAGUGCCUAAAGAGGAGAAGCGGGAGAAGGACGAUCAGAACGAUACACUCCGGGGAAAGAGAGGAGGACACGAAAGACGUGGAACAAGACAACCAAUCGACAAAUGCAGCAAAAUUUCAGUAUAAAUGCACGGCAAAGCAUUUUAAAAGGCAUAACACUUAUAGGAGGCACCUAAAUGUUGGUAAAAGCUGGGAUGGAGUCAUAAGUACGAACAAGAGAUACUACGAGUUGUAUAAAGAUACGCUACAGAAUCAGAAGCUAGAACCCCUUUUCGACAUGAAAGCGUUAAGGAUGUGCAUCAUCCAGUUGGGACUGAUCACUGAAACGUCGUGGAGGAUCUUCCACCACAACAACGCUACGUUUUCCACGCUACAGAAUCAUUCAAGGAAUUAUAAAAAGCUAAUCGACUUUGAGUAUAACCACAAGAAUCAGGAUCAUUAUGAAGACAUCGACAUUGAAGAGGUAGGAGUGAAGGAUGUGAUGAGCUUGUACGAGACGGUGGAGCUUUACCCGGACUUUCUACAAGAUUGGAAGUGCGUCGAGUUUGUAAAUAGGGAGGAGAUUCGUCGUCUGAGGAGGGAAGAUUUAUUUUUUGUAAACCGAGGGUACUACGCCAGAUGCAAAAGGGAGCGCCGCAGAGGGGGUGGAGCGAUCGAUUUGGGAGGUGUCUCCGUUGGAACAGGGGCGUCAACGGGCAUCUCGUCAAAUGCGUUGGCCAACGCGUUACUAAACGUGGUGUCGAACGUAGUAGGGAACGCUUCCCCGAUUGUGGGGCAGACCAACCUACACCCAACUGAAGAAAAGAAGAAGAAGAAAAAAGUGAGAAGAAAAUGCGACGCCCUAAAUAUCAAAUUCUGGAGAAACAUCAACACCGCGAUUGAGAUGGACAAGCUGCAUUGGAUACUCUACAACGAAAUAUUAGUUCACCUCUUCUACAAAAAUAUAAACUACGUGUCGUGUAAUAACCUGAUCGAAACACUGGUGCGUAACUUCUUCCUUCACAAGCAUGAAUUGAACAUCGUAAAGGAGAAGAAAAUUUCCAACCUGUUUAAUCUACAGCUGUGGAAGAACCUAUACAACGUUUCAUUCGAUUAUGUGUACCCCUAUCGAUUCACCGAUCAUAAUUACAAACGUUUUUUCAACAAGAUAAAAAAUGCACACCUGCUGAAUAAGCUAGCCAUGGUGCCAUUGUCAGUAGACGUCUUAAGACUAUUCAUGCAUUUCUUCCUGAAUCAGUUGCUUCACACCCCAGCGGAGAUUCAGCACUUUAUCUCCAUUUCGCUAAGCAUUUUAAGCUUCCAAAUUAUGAAUGAAGUGUUCAUAAGAGAAAUCUCAAAAUCCUACGUCAGGUACAUUUUUUCAUCAUUUUCACCUGAACAAGUUAGGCAAAACUUUGAAAAUAUUGCCAAAUAUGUUUGUAUAAAUUUGGAGGAAGGAACUUAUCCCACGAAGGCAGGCAACACCACAUGUGCAUAUAUAAGCGAGUCCAUGCUGAAUCACGAAAGUUGUGUGAACGCACCACCUUCCAUUAAACGGAAUGAUGACGAGAAGGACGACACGGAAAAGUUUGACGACGAGGAGAAGAUACAGUACCAAAUGUUUCAUACGUUCAUAUUUGACCAUUUCGUUGGGGAGGACAUUCCCAAUGAGCAAGAGGGGGCAGACUCACCAAAUGACCAACCAAGCGUAAACAACUCCUCUGGUGGCGCCCCAAUCAAGGGAAAGGAACCACCCCGUCGGGAAAGGGACAAAUGGAUGGACCGGAUAAAUCCCAUGGAGCUGUUCCAGGAAGUGAAGAAACUCUCGUACCAUUUUAACCAAGCAGAGAUAAAACUGUUGAAGGAUUGUAUCCAGCAGAAUGAUAUCCUUGCGGGUUGCACACAUGGAAAGGAAGAAAAUGUUGAAAAAUCGCCUGAACAAGCAAGGCGAAAAAUAGGGCACACAUGGGAGGAAACGCAAAGAGAAGAUAACCAUUCCGAUGGGUUGGAAAAAACUAAACCGGAUGAAGCGAAUAGGGAGAAAAAGAAAAAACUGUUCAUUUUACACGAAACGAUGAAAAAGCUAGUGCAAAUGAACGAAUUUAAGAGGAAGACAAAAAAGUUGAUGCUUCUGUUAUGCGAAAUGAACGAUGAGUAUAUGAAGCAUAUGUACUUUAAUGGGUCCAUGCCCAUAAAUAUUUUUUUAAGUACCAACUUUACCAAGUAUGAUCAGUUUUUCAAGGAGUACUAUCCAUUUGUGUAUAACAGAAGGAGGAACUCCAAGUGGGGAUCCUUCCAUGUGUUAUAUGAGAACAGGCUUCCUCAUAUGAGGGAGAGCAAGAAGGGGCCCCUCAUGAAAAACAAAGCUGUGAUGAAGAGGGACUAUAACUACUUGACCAGUAGCAGCAGCGGUUGUGGAAGUGGAAGUGGAGGAGCAACCCAGAUGGAGAACGAAUCGAACCAAUACACGUGUAAGAGUCCCCCAGGAUGCACGAGCAGCUACAAGAGAGACAUCUUCGAAGAGCAGGAGGUACAGUCCAAAUCGUUGGGAAGCGCAGCAAUGAGUAACUCCAGAGAAGGCUUAUUAACUGCGGCAAAGUUACACGCCAACAGAUCGACUGAAUAUUUGGAGGAACCUCAUUUGCCAAACGAGCUGAACCUCUUUAAAUACAAACUGUAUAACACAGCUAAUGAAGAAAUCAGUGACCAUUACCUGACCAACGGCGCAGAAGAGAAUUCCUUCGACCCCAAAAUGAAGAACCACGAUUUUGAAUUUAGACACGUCAAUUUGGUGAGUCAACUUAGAUGCAAAUUUGAAGACGUCCCUUACGUGAACCACCUGUUCUAUAUGUACAACGUUUACCAGAACCUGUUCAGUCUAAGGGUUAUUAAGAGAAUCCACGAUAUGAGGGAGAAAGAGGCAGAAAUUCUAUCUGAGCAGUUUCUCUUAACCCGAGUAGGUGAUGACAUUGCAGAUGGAGUUCCAGCAGAAGUGAACUUCUCUGAUGCAAGUUUCAACAGCAAUGAGUCCAUUCAUUUUUCAGAUAAGGAAUCCACAGGGGAGAAGUGCCACAAGUGUGAAGAAGAAGACAGGUACGAUGAAGGUGGAGUCACAGCGGAUGCUAUAACCGCCUCGUUUGGUGUGCUCAACGAAAUACUGGACGUGGGGGAAUUAAUAAAAGACAUGAAAAAAAGUAAAAAAAGGAGGAGGAAAAUAAAAAAAAAUAAAUACGCAGAUGAUCUGCUUGUGAAUUUCUUUCACAAAUCGGUGAAGAUGGUAAAGGGGGCCAAAAAUCAAGAUGGAAAGGAGAAGAAGGGACUACUAACAACCCUCGGGGGAAGAAAAUCUUCGGGUGGUACAUCCAUUUCUUCUGCGUUGGGCACCUUCCUACAACGUGAUAGCAAAUCUGCGUCACAAGUGCAGAAUAGCAGAGAAGACGGGGCUGAAAACCCCCCUGCCGAUGUGUUCGUGGACCCCCACGAUAUGAAACGGGUGGACAUCUCCCAAAUGGUGCAGCCGGACAAAGGGGGCAUCAUUCAAAAUGCGGAAAACAUGCUGAAUGACCGGAUCGAUGGAUAUGACAGCUGUGGAGGGGAUCGCCCAAACGGGGGAAGUCACACUGGUUGUCACGCUUACUCCACGUCGGACACGUCUGACACGUCUGACUCCUCCUUCAACAGUCAGGGAAGUCUAGACUUCCGAUCCCUGCACGAUGAAAACGCCUCCAGCAGCGAUCUGGACAACACCCUAUUCAGACGAAGGAUACACGAGAAGAACAACCCCCCAGAUUCAUUUGUAGAUUUCAUGACGAGAAAAAAAUACGCCAGCAUGAAAAAUAAAUUGAAAAACUGCAAAAUGGACUUCUACAAAUAUAAGGACGUCAACAAAAUGCUCAGGUACCACAUGUUGCUAAAGGCUAAUGGUCUAAACAGAACCUUUUUCUAUAACAUUAGGAGGAUAUACAGCUAUGUGUAUAACCUCUACGACUUCAUACCCCUGUACUUGGUGCAGAAUAUUCUUCUUCAUUUCCAUGGGGGGCAAAAGGAAGCGAGAAAAUACUACCAUGUUGGUGAUACGUGUGGUGGUUCUACUCACCCGGAGGAUGGAGAGUACCAGUUUAGUAAAUACACCGACGCUUUCUUCAGGACAAAGAGGUGGAAAAGGAAGUAUGCCAAGCAUAGGGAUCGAAUUAACGGUUACCAUGCGAAAGGGGAAGGUACAGGCACAAGUGUAGUGAGGACGGAUUACCGCGGUGGACACGAGUCACGCAGUAGUAACCCCGCAGAGGGAAAACCAACCCGAGAAGAAGUUUACAAAGAUCCAUCUGAGGGAGUGCCCCAUUUUGAUUCCACACAGAGGGAAACAUUCGGGGAACUACCCACAGAUGCACCCACCGAUGCUCCCGAGGAGGCCAACCGAAAGGGAAGCGAAAAAGAUUCGAACAGCACGUCGUACGAAGUUAACAAGAAAAUAAAAACGCAGCACAGCAGUAGCGGAAAGUCGGAUUCCAUGACGAGUCUGUUCGGCGUGGGGGGUAAGGAGGAUCCCCAGGCAGCAAGGCCCCACGGAGGUUCAAGCGGCGUACGAAGCGGUGUGGGAAGUUCCUCACCGAGCGAUUGUUUUUCGGGUGCUUCUGCAAAGACACGGGGAAGUAAGAGGACAGGCAGACGCUCAUUCCAUGCCGGUGACCUGAACGGAGAGCACCUCCUAAGCGUGAAGAAAAUUUUCUAUAUAUUUUACCACUACCUCAAGAGUAACCAUUUCAUCGACGGUAAAAACCCGUGCACCAAACUAUACAGGAGGUUUCUAAAGAACUACAUAAAGUCGGCAAACGUGUACCUUCACUUCGUGGCCUAUAUGUUGUUUUCCAUUUACGACUGUAACGCCUUAGCGAAGAAGUACUUGGACUACAUCCACCUGCACAGCGAUCUAGGAAAGUACAACAUUUUCCUCCACAUGCUUAAUGUGAACCCGCAGUUCGAUCAGAUAUACACAUACCCGACCAUGCAGCUGAUUUUUCAUCCCUACUUCUACCAGAUGUAUCAGAUGUAUAAGUAUCUGAAAAUAGAUGCAGAACCCGUUUUGCCUCACCAUUUUUAUGAGAACCUAGACAAGUUCAUUUCGUCGAGCUCUCUAUUCCAACCGAGCAGAAAUUACUUCACCAUGAUUAAGAGGUACUUCAAAAGCAAGUGCGUUAACUGUAGCAAAUCGCCUACCAUCAUCCUCAUUUGUCUGUUUUGCGGAUCCACCAUAUGUUUGCAAGAGAGCGAUAAUGUGCGUAUCCCCCUGUCCGAGUCGAUUGGAAAGUGCGGCUACCACACCACCAUCUGCGGCGGGGACCAGGCCCUCUACUUGUGCCUGAACGUCUCAUCGGUUCUCUUCUCGAGCGAGCACCGAUUCGGCCUCGUCAGCGGCCCCUACGUGGACAAAAACGGAGACGUCGAUCCGAGACUCAAGCGAGGAAAGAACCUCUACCUAUCCCCGCACAAGAUGAACCGGAUAUACGAGAUCAUCGUGAACUCGGCAGUGGACGUCGAGAUCUACAAGCAAACGCAGAAGUCGGAUUGA
Molecule: messenger RNA, 13245 nt
Organism: Plasmodium coatneyi
Lineage: Eukaryota; Apicomplexa; Aconoidasida; Haemosporida; Plasmodiidae
Exons: 3
Coding region: 1-13245 (4414 amino acids)
Molecular function (GO): zinc ion binding
Source: RefSeq, a predicted model, not a curated record